AUGGUAUCUCACAGCGACAGAGUUUAUUUCACAUCCGCUGAAUCGGCUGUUUCCUAUCCGACUGAAGCAAUGGAUGGUGAAAUACAAGAAAAACCUAGACUGCGGGAAUUUUUCCCAGAGGUCUGGUUGUUCGAAUAUGCCACGUUAACAAAAUCGGAAUAUAAGGCACCACUGACUGUACCUGACAGUCUCACGAGUUGGGAAGCCAAUGCCGUGUGCUUCACGAAGGAUCGCGGUCUGUGGAUGCCCGAGAACAAACCACUCCUGACUGUGAGCAUGCCCUUCUUCAUCGAGUUCACUCCUCCUCUCGUCGCGCGUCGAGGAGAAAUCCUUCAUCUUCCUGUCAGCGUCUUCGUCUACCCACCGACGCACAACGUCACGUCGAAGCAGUGCUACGAGGUUGAUGUCGGUCUGGAGGUGGACCCUCAGGACUGGCGCAUGAUUGGUGCAUCGGAGUUCACCACGUGCAUCUGUACGGGUGACUUGAAGGAGACCUUCAAGCUGCCUCUUCGACCACUCAGAAUCGGUCAACUGAAUGUGACUGCGACGGCCACUGCUGCACGAGGAUCAGCCAUGUGCGGCGGUGAUGGAAGGAACGUCGUGGUGGUAGGUGAUGCUGUUCGACGGUCAGUGCGUGUGGUGGCCGAAGGAGUGGAGAAAUCGCUCACACGUGGUGGCACCUUCUGCACAACUGGAGGUACGUACUGCCUUGUUUCGCCGCACCAGUCUGUUUCUAGUGAGUUCAGUGUUGUUGGUGGCGUCGAAUAUCCGAGUUCUCGUAGAUUUAUGUCUAUGGCUCCACCGCUUAUUUCUCGUGGCCUUGAAGUAAUAUAUUUAUGCGCAAAUGUGUUUUGUCUAAAUCGACGACAUGAAAGUGUCCGAGAGAGAGAUGGAUGGUGA
Mesocestoides corti is the source of this 900-nucleotide messenger RNA. Lineage: Eukaryota; Metazoa; Platyhelminthes; Cestoda; Cyclophyllidea; Mesocestoididae. The record is from the annotation of a GenBank genome assembly.